Messenger RNA from Triplophysa dalaica, 1073 nucleotides. It is a transcript of the gene cts12, whose product is annotated as cathepsin 12. The transcript has 7 exons. The record is from RefSeq and is a predicted model, not a curated record. Gene Ontology annotation, biological process: immune response. Gene Ontology annotation, cellular component: lysosome. NCBI's taxonomy places the organism in Eukaryota, Metazoa, Chordata, Actinopteri, Cypriniformes, Nemacheilidae. Gene Ontology annotation, molecular function: cysteine-type endopeptidase activity. The coding region runs from base 1 to 1041 and encodes 346 amino acids.
AUGGAUAAGACACACCGGGUGGCGCUGUUUGGCAGGGCAGCGAUCAUCGUGCUCCUCAUGUGGGAACCUCUGAAGGUUGCAUCAGAUUCAGAAGAAGAGGUUGUGUCGGAGUGGAUGCUCUGGAAAAAACACAACGAAGUGUCAUACGAUGAAAAAAAUGAUGAUGUUCAGAGAAGAGGCAUCUGGGAGACAAACAUGAGAACGAUUGAGAAAAACAAUGAAGAUUUUCACUUUGGACAGUCGUUGUUUAGCAUGGCGAUGAACAAAUAUGGGGACCUUACCCAGAUGGAGUAUAAAAGUUUACUGGGUGCCCCUAUAAAUGGGCCUGUGAACAGGAAAGGAAAGGUUGCAUCUGCUCAGACGCUCCGUUCCAAUGCCAGUAGACUGCGAUCGACCAAUGUUGACUACAGAGCGCUGGGAUACGUAACAGAAGUUAAAGAUCAGGGAUACUGUGGGUCAUGCUGGGCCUUCAGCACUACGGGUGCCAUCGAAGCACAAAUGUUCAAGAGAACGGGUCAGUUAGUGUCUCUGAGCGAACAGGAUCUACUGGAUUGUUCCAAAUCUUACGGCACAUAUGGCUGCAACGGAGCCUGGAUGGCAAACGCGUACGAUUAUGUGGUUCAAAGAGGGUUGCAGAGUACGGACACUUACCCCUACACAUCAGUGGACACCCAGCCCUGCUUCUAUGACAGCAGUUUGGUUGUCGCCAAAAUUAGUGACUACAGGUUUGUCCCAACUGGAGACGAGCAGGCGCUGGCUGACGCCGUGGCAACAGUUGGACCAAUCACUGUUGCCAUAGAUGCUGACCACACAAGCUUCCUAUUCUACAGCUCAGGGAUUUACAAGGAGAGCAGCUGUAACCCUAACAACCUCAAUCAUGCCGUUCUUCUGGUUGGUUAUGGUUCAGAUGGGGGUAAAGAUUACUGGAUAAUCAAAAACAGCUGGGGAACAGGAUGGGGAGAAGGCGGAUAUAUGCGCAUGCUCAGGGAUGGCAAAAACAUCUGUGGCAUUGCUAACUAUGCUCUCUAUCCUAUUGUUUGAGAUGAAAUUCAAUAAACGCUAAUGAAAUAUUA